Messenger RNA from Psilocybe cubensis, 1092 nucleotides. RefSeq lists its product as uncharacterized. Lineage: Eukaryota; Fungi; Basidiomycota; Agaricomycetes; Agaricales; Agrocybaceae. The transcript is spliced from 4 exons. The record is from RefSeq and is a predicted model, not a curated record. Gene Ontology annotation, molecular function: hydrolase activity. The coding region runs from base 1 to 1092 and encodes 363 amino acids.
AUGACAGGAACGACUCUACCUAGAAACAAACUCUCUAUCCUCGAUCAGCUAAAGAUUGCCGCGGUUUUGGUCCCAACACCGGUGGUUAUGUCGGCCGCAUUGAUCAAAUCAUUCUUUACGGAGGAUGGAAGGGCUAAAAGCUGGAAGAGAGUCAUAGCGGACAGUACCACGGCAUGGAUUGUUUCGAACAUCAACAGAAGACAAGUUCGUGGAGUCUUCGGUGAAACUGGAACAGUAUACAGGGAUUUUGUAAAGGCAAAGGGAUUGACUCCGGUAAUUGAAGAGCUUGGUCACGACUCAAGGUUGCUCUGGCUCGGACCUAGAAAAUCGGAACGUGUUAUACUCUACUUGCAUGGUGGGGCGUUCUUAUUUGGGGCUCUCCCAUCAACCCCAUACUUUUGGACCCACACUCAAGAUGUUAUCGCAAAGAACGGGAAGGAAGUUGACGUCGCAAUGUUAAAUUAUACUCUUGUCCCUGAUGCAAUGUUCCCUACUCAGUUGAAGCAAGCUGUGCUCGCCAUUCAGCACCUCAUAUCGACGGGAAUAAAGCCAGAGAAUAUCCAACUCGCCGGAGAUUCAGCAGGAGGAGCCCUCAUUCAUGAAGUUCUAUCACAUCUGCUUCAUCCAGUGCCAGACGUCCCCAAACUAGUUUUAUCUGCGCCACUGGGCGGGGCAUACCUUAUGUCUCCAUGGACUUCCCUGAAGGACAGUCCAAUGCUUCGAAGUAAUCAAGGCAGAGGGGACAUUCUUACCCUAUCGACCGUCGUCUACUGGGGGUCUAAAGUCUUGGACGGAGUUCCGGAAUCUGGAAUACCAUACCUUGACGGGAUUAGUGCUCCUGAAGACUGGUUCAAGGGUAUCGACAAGGUGGUCAAGCGUAUUCUGAUUAGCGCCGGAGACGCGGAAGUUUUUCGAGACACUAUCAUCAAGUAUACAAAAACAGUUGAGAAGUAUCACAAAGACGUUACAUUCUUCCUCGAUGAACACGGCGUCCAUGAUGAUCCAUUCCUACACUUCCUUGUUGGAGAACCAAACAGGGGGAAGUUGACCCCAUUCAUAAUCGACUGGCUGGACAAGGGAUUCAAUGUGUAG